UUGAUGGUGACUGUACAUGGCAAGCAGCUGAAUGCUUUGGGAACACUGUAAUUUAGAGAUCUCAUAGCUACCCUACCACAGCUUGGCAUCACACGGAGAGUUGAUCUGUCCUGUGCAUCUAUUCACCUUGGAAACUAUACUUGGAUCAGUACUGCUGCUCUAAUUUUCAUUUCUAAAAAAGUAUUUGUUUCGGUUUUUUUUAAAUCGUUUUUGCUUUCUUCGCUGUGACCGGGUUUUUCUCAAGACCCCCUGCCCAAUGCCCAGUGCACACUCCUAUUGGUCUAAACUCUGGGAUACACUAUCUAUGCCUUGGCAGUUCAUGACUCUUUCACCUGUAUCAGCGAAACUCCUCAGUGGCAAGCAGAGGCAGACAGUCCAGUAUUAAACGUCCUCAAUUACACAUCACGGAACAACUCAACAUCGACCGACUGAGAAACAUGGAAAAUAGCCCCGGUGGUGGUGUUAUCUUGUACGCUGGUUCGUCUGGCAGUGCCAGCCCAAGUCCUGGCAGCCCUUCAAGUGGAUACCAGACCCAGUCACCUUCCUCCCACUCACAGCCUUCAUCCCCAGAGGGUGUCUCCUUUCAGGAGAUUGGGGCCCUGAAGCAUGGAGGGGAACAAAGAGGAGGAACUCCUUCCCCGAAAAUGGUCUUCCAGUUUCCUGAAGUAAAUAACACUCCAGUUGCCCAAAUAACAACAGCAUCAUCAGCAACCUACAACCAUCCCACAGUGGCCAAAAGACCUUGUGGUUUUACUGGCACCUUCACAAAGACUGGAGGUAUGGUGCUUCUGUGUAAGGUGUGUGGUGACAUCGCAUCUGGGUUCCAUUACGGUGUGCACGCCUGUGAGGGUUGCAAGGGUUUCUUCAGACGCAGCAUUCAGCAGAACAUCCACUACAAGAUGUGUGUCAAGAAUGAAAAUUGUCUCAUCAUGCGCAUGAACCGAAACCGGUGCCAACACUGCCGCUUUAAGAAAUGUCUCUCUGUUGGCAUGUCAAGAGAUGCUGUGCGCUUUGGGCGUAUUCCCAAGCGGGAGAAGCAGAGACUACUGGAUGAGAUGCAGAGCUACAUGAACAGUCUCAAUGAAUCAGCCUCCAUGGAAAUGGAGGUGUCACCUCCUCAAGACGCCCCCUGCAGUCCGCAGAACCACCAGUCAAAUGAAGGAGCCAGCUCCAUAUCACAGUCUUACCGUAGCAACUUGAUAAGCACUGAGGAGAAACCGCUCAAGAUGGCUGCCAGCAACCUUGGCACCCAAUCUUUCCAGAACAAUUCAGUGCAUGAACCUGCCCUGUCGCACACAGCAACCCAGACACAGCACAUGCUUCACGGGGAGCAGGCAAACCUGACAUCAAGCUACCAUCGUGCCUCAAACUGCCCUGUUGCACACACCAACAACGAAAUCUCCAACAACACCAACGUUGACAAUUCCAAGUACAACUUCUCCUCCAACCAGAAUCAAUGCCCCGUCACUGGCCACCUAUCAUCUCAGUCCUACACAGCCAAUCAUAACAGUUUCCAGGCCAGCGAUUCCCAGAACCAAAAUUCCUGCCCUUGGAAGCUGAAUGGAGGAGCCAAAGUGCUGGCAUGUCCACUCAAUUCAUGUCCUGUGGCUCCAGCCAGUCGCUCCAGUCAGGAGGUGUGGGAGUCUUUCUCCCAGUGCUUCACUCCUGCUGUUAAAGAAGUGGUUGAGUUUGCAAAGAGCAUCCCAGGCUUCCAGAAUCUUAGCCAACAUGAUCAAGUCAUGCUGCUCAAAUCUGGCACUUUCCAGGUUCUGAUGGUGAGGUUCUGCUCAUUGUUUGAUCCAAAGGAGAGGACUGUGACCUUCCUCAAUGGGCAGACAUACUCCCUGGCAUCACUGAGGGCUCUGGGCAUGGGCUCUUUACUGGACGCCAUGUUUGAUUUCAGUGAGAAACUGGGAUCCUUGGGUCUAGAACCAGAUGAGAUGGCCCUUUUUAUGGCUGUCGUGCUGGUUUCUGCUGACCGCUCUGGUAUAGUGGAGGUGGGAGCAGUGGAGCAACUGCAGGAAAAUCUAAUAAAAGCUCUGCGCUCUCUCAUCACCAAUCGCCGCCCAGAUGACAGCACCCUCUUCCCAAAGUUGCUGCUCCGUCUCCCAGACCUGCGCACCCUGAACAACCAACACUCUGACAAGCUUUUAGCGUUCCGCAUAGACCCUUGAGUUCAGAAAGCCCACAUCUUACUGAGGUAUCCGCUUGGGGAACCUCCUUGCUCCCCAUGCAAGCCAGGCCUGCCACAGGCGCCGGCCUCUGCAUGUUGGACAGUUGUUGUAGGAGCUGUGCCAAGCUUGAUGCUGUGAGAGAGAGGACUGUAGUGAAGGAUGUAGGCACAGCAGGAAGUGGAGGCCCCCAAACUCAGACUGAUCCCUCCAGUUGCUUCCAGGAUGGCUAAAAAAACUAUUAAAAACAGAAACUGUGCUCUUCCUUGGGUUGUUCGAGACAACAUCAAACCACCAAGUCAUCACCUCACUCUCCUGGAGUUUGUCAGAGACAGUUUGUUCUGAAGACCAAAAAAGAAGAAGGGGUCUGUCGUUCCUCACUUGACUUUGUCCUCCUAUACCAGCUCACAAAGCAAACAAGAGAGAAGCACAUACUCUUGCCCAGAGAAACAGGAGCAUUCACCUGUCUUGAUUUCUUACUGUACAUUCAUGCCACAAGUGUAAAAGGCACUUUCCAUACAUUAAGAAACCUCUUACAUCUUAAAUCAAUAUAUAACAUAGCAAUAGAAAUGUCUAACACACAGAUAGGAGGACGGUUUGUGGAUGCCCUGUUGAAAUGUCAUAAGCUAUUUUCACAACAUGCCACCCAUGUGGGAAAUCUUUAUGAAAAUCACCCAUUUGUGAUUGAGAAAUGUAUAACAUUUUUAAGAAAUGAGAGUAAAUUGCAUUGUAUUGGUAUGCGGUAAUCAGGGAGAAAUUAUUGGUCAUUUUAGACCGUGUCUGAUGGGUUAUAUGUUAAGGUGUUCUCUGUAAAUUUUGUAUAUAUCCUUUAUUCUUGGUUGGUACCCUCCUUAGUUUGCAGAGUCUCAGAUAUGUAUAUGAAGUUAGUAAUGAAGUAUUGUAUAAUGUCAGCAUCAUUGACAACACAUAAUAAAUUGCUCUACAGACUGCAAAGAGAAAGCAGCAUUUGAACCAUGCACUUGGAGUAUAAACUUUUUAUUUGAAAGUAUAUGAUCGAAAUAAAUGUAUUGUCAACUGACUGCAUCACCUUGUGAAUAUUUUGUAAA
Scomber scombrus (Atlantic mackerel) is the source of this 3238-nucleotide messenger RNA. RefSeq names its product nuclear receptor subfamily 1 group D member 1-like. The record is from RefSeq and is a predicted model, not a curated record. The coding region runs from base 438 to 2174 and encodes 578 amino acids. The transcript is spliced from 8 exons. NCBI's taxonomy places the organism in Eukaryota, Metazoa, Chordata, Actinopteri, Scombriformes, Scombridae. Gene Ontology annotation, biological process: negative regulation of transcription by RNA polymerase II; positive regulation of transcription by RNA polymerase II; hormone-mediated signaling pathway. Gene Ontology annotation, molecular function: nuclear receptor activity; RNA polymerase II cis-regulatory region sequence-specific DNA binding; zinc ion binding.